Molecule: messenger RNA, 2185 nt
Organism: Carassius carassius (crucian carp)
Lineage: Eukaryota; Metazoa; Chordata; Actinopteri; Cypriniformes; Cyprinidae
Product: potassium voltage-gated channel subfamily G member 1-like
Exons: 3
Coding region: 277-1848 (523 amino acids)
Biological process (GO): protein homooligomerization; regulation of delayed rectifier potassium channel activity; potassium ion transmembrane transport
Cellular component (GO): voltage-gated potassium channel complex; membrane
Molecular function (GO): delayed rectifier potassium channel activity
Source: RefSeq, a predicted model, not a curated record
CCACCUCUGAUGUCAGAGCUGUUGAUGUGUGUGUAAAGAGGGAGGGAGCCUGAGCCUGUUGCUCAUAUCAUCAAAUGUGCCGCCAGCGCUCUAGAAGCUCCGCAGCCUGUUGAGGGAUCGGAUGGAGUUGAAAUGCUGAACUGCACACUGAAUGUUUCCUUCAAAAUAAAUCUCAUGAACAAUCUCAACUACAGAUGAACUAUGGUCACUCUUUGAGAGGAAGCGCUGGACUCCAGGCAUGUGACAGCCGCUGAGGUGGAGGUGGCCGGGUGAAAGAUGACUUUACUGGCAGGCGAUGGUUCGGAUUACGACUACAGCGCUUUGAGUUGCACCUCGGACACCUCUCUGAACGCGCCGCCCAUCCAGGAGCAAGAGGCCCUCAAGGGCGUUUAUUACAAACGGGCACAACGACUGCCUCUGACCGACCCCGGCAUCCCCGAUGCUCUCCAUCCAGAUGACAACGGCAUCCUGCCGUCCUGUGGCCAGCGGCUGCACGUCAUCAUUAACGUGGGCGGCCUGCGGUACCAGCUUCCCUGGACCACGCUGGAGGACUUCCCCCUCUCGCGUCUGGGCCAGUUGCGUCUGUGCAGCAGCUUCGACGAGAUCAUGCGGGUGUGCGACGACUACGACGUGGCCCACAACGAGUUCUUCUUCGACCGCAGUCCCUGCGCCUUCCGGACCAUCCUCACCUUCCUGCGCGCUGGGAAGCUGCGCUCUCUGCGCGAGAUGUGCGCCCUGUCCUUCCAAGAAGAGCUGCUCUACUGGGGCGUCCCAGAGGAGAGCUUGGAAUGGUGCUGCCGGCGACGCCUCCUGCAGCGCGUGGAGGAGUGUGAAGAACUAGAGCGGGUGGUGGAGGAGGAUGAGGAUGACGAGGAGGACAGUGGAAGCGGAUUGGCCAGGGAGUCUCGUCUCGGACACUGGAUGGGAAAACUAAGAGACAUGGUGGAGAAGCCUCAUUCCGGCCUUCCCGGGAAGAUCUUCGCCUGUCUGUCGGUGCUGUUCGUCACCAUAACAGCUGUCAACCUUUCCAUAAGCACCAUGCCUGCCAUGAGGGAGGAAGAGGAGACUGGCAAAUGCUCUCAGAUGUGCUACAACAUCUUCAUCGUGGAGACAGUGUGUGUGGCCUGGUUCUCGCUGGAGUUCACGCUGCGCUUCAUCCAAGACCGCAGCAAGCUGGCCUUCCUCCGGCAGCCGCUCAACCUGAUCGACGUCAUAGCCAUCCUGCCCUACUACAUCACGCUGGUGGUGGACAGCACCUCCACGGGCGAGAAGCGCUUGGGCUCAGGCAACAGCUACCUGGACAAAGUGGGCCUGGUGCUGCGCGUGCUGCGUGCGUUACGCAUCCUCUACGUGAUGCGGCUGGCGCGCCACUCGCUGGGACUCCAGACGCUCGGGCUGACGGCGCGCCGGUGCACGCGGGAGUUCGGCCUGCUCCUCCUCUUCCUCUGUGUGGCCAUAGCACUUUUCUCGCCACUGCUCUACCUGAUCGAGAAUGAGGCCGGGGCCACGCGAGAGUUCAGUAGCAUCCCUGCAACGUACUGGUGGGCUGUGAUCACCAUGACCACGGUGGGUUAUGGCGACAUGGUGCCGCGCAGCAUCCCUGGACAGGUGGUGGCGCUCAGCAGCAUCCUCAGUGGGAUCCUGCUCAUGGCGUUCCCCGUCACCUCCAUCUUCCACACGUUCUCGCGCUCUUAUGUGGAGCUCAAGCAGGAGCAGCAGCGGCUGCUGCAGCGCAGGACUCACUUUCUGCUGCGCAGCCGCAUCGCCGGUCUGGGCAGCAACAUGUCACUGGAGAGCGACGUGCUUUUUCCUAGUGUCUCGUCGGAUCACAAAAUCCACGAGGAAUAGGAGUACACAAACAUGGAGGACGCUAAUGAACACAGAAUAUAAAGCAGGUGUCUUCAUAUCUUGAAUGUCGUUUUACGCAUUGUCCAUCAACAGUCUGUUAAAGGGAUUUAAUUUUCAAAACUGAACAUUCUAUUAUCAUUUCCUCACCCUAAUGUCCUUCCAAAUCCCUAAAGGUCCUUGCACACUUGAGUCCAAAAAUGUUUUCAUAUUUGUCAUUCUUUCCUAUCAAAAUGCUUGCUAUGGAUGCGAAAACGCAGAAAAACAAACUGAUACAACAUUUUUUAUAACGGACGAAACUUUCAGAGGCAGUGUGUUAACCUUAUUGACACAAAGUGAG